AUGCAGUUUCCUUGGAAGAGAGCAAGAAUACAAAUGGAAGAAGAUGACUAUGACGAUGGUGAUGGGUCAUAUGGAGAAGAAGAAGAUGACGAAAAGCCUCCUGAAAUGGGUGUUGAUAGAAUCAGUUACUUGCCAAAAGAAGUUCUUUGCCAUAUCCUUUCCUUCCUACCAACAAAACUUACAGUAAGAACAAGCAUUUUAUCUAAAAAUUGGAGAUAUCUAUGGGAUUCUGUUUCUGCUCUUGACUUUGAUGAUACAUUGUUGUUCAAUCCUAACAAAGGUGGUUUUCAUGGAAUAGGAGGUGUUAACUUCAUUAACUUUGUGGAUAGAGUAUUGAUUAGAAAUAGCGAAUCGCCUACGCAUAUGUUUGGUCUUUGUUGCAGUAGGCGUCAUAGUUUUCAUCUUAAUGCUUGGAUUAACAAUGCGAUAAAACGUAAACUUCGAGUUCUUAGUCUCUCCUUGGAUAAGGUGAAAGACUACACUCUUGCUAUUGCUCCUUUUGCUAGUGAAAUUUUGGUGGUUUUGAAUCUUGGAAGAAAUUUUGAACUAGAUAUUUCUGGAUCAUUUCUUUUCCUAAUUGCUUAUCGUAAGAAUGUUAUGAUGAUGGUUAUGAUAGCAGUGAUGAAGAACUAUGAGAUUGUCGUUGAUGCUCCUAAACUUGAAGUUCUGAGAUACAAGGGUUAUGUGGCAAGUGGAUGUUCUUUCGAGAACUGCAUUUCUGUUGCCAGGGCAGUCAUUGAUAUUUCGGACAAUGGCUGCGGUGUAAACACUUCAGGUUUGCAUGUAUUUAGUAAUUUAACUCAACUGAAGCUUGGGUGUAAUGAAUAUUGUGGUCAAUUGCUGCCAAAGUUGCUUGAGAAGUCACCUAAUUUAGAAGUACUUAUCCUUGGCAAGGAUAAUGCAAAACUGAAUACCAGGGACCUUGUGAAAAUUCACAUGGGAGCCACCGCAGUACGUUCCUGA
This is a messenger RNA of Gossypium raimondii (Peruvian cotton), 963 nucleotides long. RefSeq names its product F-box protein At3g59000-like. NCBI's taxonomy places the organism in Eukaryota, Viridiplantae, Streptophyta, Magnoliopsida, Malvales, Malvaceae. Gene Ontology annotation, molecular function: protein binding. The transcript is spliced from 6 exons. Bases 1 to 963 code for a protein of 320 amino acids. The record is from RefSeq and is a predicted model, not a curated record.